GACACAUUGUGUUUACAUUUUUUUUAUCACCCUCUAAUCCUGCCUUCGAAACCGAAACAUCUUGCUAAAUUUCAUGAAUUUCGAUUCUAAAUCUGAAAACUACCUACUCGGUCAUGCUACUUCUAAGCCGAGUGAUCUAGGCUUGAGGAAUUUCUGUUGUUAUACGUGUCGUACAUUGCAUGCAACUAGAGAUUUGAUGGUAUCAGGGCUUGACAAUGUGUAUCAUUAAGAUGUCACAUUACAAGAACGAGGAGUCAAGGCAUUCUUAUGCAUAUUUUCUUUUUAUCUUCACUGCAGUGCGACGUGAUUCAUGGCGUUUAGACAUUCGAAGCGAAGAUAUUGAUCUCGAAGAUGAGGAAAAAGCUGGGAAAGGCUCUUUCUGAUUUAUUAAACACCCAAGUGGCUUCUCUCAAUUUGAUGAAAGCCUAAACCUCCAUCGUUUCAAUUGUCAAAGAAGUGCAUAAAACCAACAAGUUUCAGUAUGCCUGAAGUUCACUCAUACGAGUCUAGCAAUAGCAGAACUUCUUUGCCAUACCAUUCACUUUUGAAUCCGAAGAUAGAGAAUGUCGAAGAACCAUACCUACGAGAUGGCGAUGCGGCUGCUUUACGACGAAAGUUUGUAUAUGGAGUAAUUGUGGGGCUUCUGAGCGGAUUAUCUAUAAUUCUGGUUAUCUAUGCCACAUUUUCAUACAUUUCUAAUUGGAGUGUACCACAUACAUUUCCUCCAGAUUUUCCAUCACUCCCAGUCAUGUUUGAAGAAGACGAAAGAUAUGCAGCUGCUUCCAGUCCAGAAACAGAUUCAGCAUGGGAUAAUUUAAUGCCAGCUGGACGAGGUUUCAUUCUUGUCGAAAACUCUGAAAAAUAUGGGCUUCGACCAGGAUUACCAUCAGCAAAUGGACCAGAUCGAUAUUCGGUUUCUGUAUUCCACCAACUCCAUUGUCUGGGCAUGAUCCGCGAAUCAUACAACUCGGUGCUUAUGGGAGUUCGUCCGCACAUCCACGGUGACGAAAAUCUCUCAGACUCAGCGGCCCAAGAAUCGGAAAAAGAACAUACAUCCCACUGUUUCGAUUAUUUACGACAAGCAAUGAUGUGUUCUGCAGACAUGACUAUCGAAUGGGCAAUGGAGAUGCCGGAUGGAAACCCUCCGUUUACAGUUGAUGGGUGGGGUAUCACUCAUAAGUGUAGAGAUUGGGAACAAGUUUUGAAGUGGAUGGGAGAGCAUAGGAGUCCGGUAAAUAGUUCGGGGAUUGCGUAAGCGGUUUGGGAGGCGACGAUGGGUCAUAUAUUGGGGAGCGAUUGAAAUGGCAACACAUUAAUGGGAGCUUAACCUUAUUAGGUAGUUCAAUUUGAUAACUCAUAAUCUUCGUUUUUAUGUAUAUACAUUUAUUCUAUAGGGGUUUUAUAAGGCUUAUUUAAAGCUUUA
Messenger RNA from Botrytis cinerea B05.10, 1423 nucleotides. RefSeq lists its product as hypothetical. The record is from RefSeq and is a predicted model, not a curated record. Gene Ontology annotation, biological process: mycotoxin biosynthetic process. The transcript is spliced from 4 exons. Bases 482 to 1255 code for a protein of 257 amino acids. NCBI's taxonomy places the organism in Eukaryota, Fungi, Ascomycota, Leotiomycetes, Helotiales, Sclerotiniaceae.